GGGAUAAGCUAUUUGAUCUAACAGUGUAUAGACAGUUGAGAAAGCAAACUGUUUGGUCACUUGGUUUGCACCUGAAAUGUCAAGUUAUAGGCCAAUCAUAAUCUGGUCAUAACUGCGUCUACACUAAUACAGUACUAAACUUAAAAGCCCUUUUUUUCUUACUCUCAACUCAUAUAUGCUGAUCAGUUAGUUAUUUAUUGGGCUCAGAUAUCAUUUGACUCAUCUGUGUCUAACAUCACUAAAAGUUUUUAGCCUUAAAAUAUUUUCUAAAAUCAGUCUACCAGUGCUCUCAAACAUUGUCUCAUCCCAGUCGCCACACAUAUUGUUAAAAACGUUUUUAACCUAAAAGUUUUUAUUAUUUUUAUUUCUAUAUUUUUUUAUACAUUGAUUUAUUUGAAAAUAUAAUUAUUUUAUAAAAAUAAAACAAACAAAAUGUUUAAUCUGUACGCCUCGUGGGACAGCUAUGAGGCCGACGAAGACGUGGCCACCGAUGGUGACCGAUGUGUUUCUUUGGCAUCAUUUCGUCCGAUGGAAAUCAUAUGUGAUAACAGUGUACCCAUACAACUGUCCACACAACCGUUGACACCAAAUAUUAUUAAUAAUAACAAUAAUAAUAAUAAUCAUCAGAAAAGUGUUACUGAAAUCAAUGAGCUAAACAACGUGAAGACGACAACGACGACAACGUCUAGAGAUGUCCCACAGGGGUUGUCUUCAUUACCAAUGGAAAAGUUUGGAUCACUUGUGCCGGCCGUCAAAGCAACAGACGUUGUCUAUAGCUAUGGAAAGAAGAAGAAAACUGUUAAUGCAUUGCAAGGAAUUAAUCUGACUGUUCCUCAGGGGUUCAUUUACGGUCUUCUUGGACCCAGUGGUUGUGGAAAGACAUCACUGUUGAGAUGUGUUGUCGGAAGAAUUAGCCCGAAGAGUGGCGAAAUCCGAGUCUUCGGCACAAAACGUGGAGAAGCUGGUAGUCAAGUACCCGGCGCUGCCAUUGGUUAUAUGCCUCAAGAGUUGGCAUUGUUUCCCGAUUUUACUCUGGAAGAGACACUUAAUUAUUUUGGAAGACUUUAUCGUAUGAAAGACUCGGUGAUUGCAAAACGAUCAGAAUUUUUGCUAAACUUCUUAGACUUACCGGAAAAGCGCAGACUUGUCGGUAACUUAAGCGGUGGUCAAAAACGUCGGGUUUCGUUGGCCGCUGCACUCGUUCACAAUCCGCCGUUACUUAUAUUAGAUGAGCCUACUGUUGGUGUGGAUCCACUGCUGCGACAAAGUAUUUGGGAUUAUUUGGUAACAUUAAGCAGAAACGAAAGUCUGACAGUCAUCAUAACCACCCACUAUAUUGAAGAGGCCAGAGCUGCCAACAUAGUGGGACUCAUGAGAUUUGGUCGCAUACUUAUUGAACAGACGCCUAAGUAUCUGUUGAGACGUUUUAACUAUCCGACUCUGGAGGAAGUGUUUCUUCGAGUUUGCGAACUCGACUCGCAGGGCAUUGAUCUGACCAAUCAAAUAGAAAGAGAGGGAUCUGUUUCAGUCGUCACCAAUAAUAGACCAGACAUUUGCUACGAUGUUAAUAAAGAAGAUUCGAUAAACUCGACAAUCGGAAGCACCGAAGCUAUUGACAGCGCUGUCGAAGACUCGGACUACAGUGUCCGAGACAAUCAGGAAGACAUUGUCAAAGAUUUGACUCUAACUGAUACAGUUAUCAACAGAUACGCUGAUAUGUCGACAAAAAGCAAUGCGCUUAAGGACAGUGCGGCCCGUACUUCGGCGUUGUUCUGGAAGAAUAUCACUCGUUUGCGACGAAAUCUAGCGGUUCUUUUGUUCCAAUUUCUUCUGCCAUCGAUCGAAGUGAUCCUAUUCUGUACGUGCAUUGGUCAACACCCGUUUGAUAUACCGGUUGCCGUCUUUAAUCAGGAAACUUCCGGCCAAUACGCUACCGAUUUUUUGCAACACAUCGACAAUAAAACUAUUGUUCAGAUGCCGUAUCCGUCGUUUGAUUCGGCACUACAAGCGGUGAAAGACGGCGACGCUUGGGGUGCGCUCGUCAUCGGCAAAAAUUUUACCAAUGCUUUACAAAUGAGAGUUUUGAUGUCCGGGGAGGUCGACAACGAAACACUGGAGAUGAGUAACAUUCAUCUGUAUCCCGAUAUGACCAAUCAGAUGAUUAGUCUAAAACUGUACGAAACAAUUACACUAUCAUUCUUGAGUUUUGGCAGAGAAAUGCUUCAAAAGAUAGGUCAAAGUUCAUCAAUGGUUGAACUUCCAAUUGUGUUGGAAAAGCCUGUCUAUGGAGAGCGGACGCCCACUUUCACCGAGUUUAUGGCACCGGGAGUUGUACUGAGUAUUGCAUUUCUAGCAGCCGUUGCUCUGACAGCUCUGGCCUUUGUUAUGGAACGCAAAGAAGGUCUACUCGAACGUAGUCUUGUAGCCGGUGUCAGUUCCAGCGAAUUCAUGCUCUCACAUGUCUUAACCCAACUACUAGUUCUGUCAGUACAGGUGGCUCUGCUCUUGAUAUUCACAUUUCUCGUCUUCGAGAUACCAUUUCGCGGACCAUUCAUUUGGGUUAUAGUGUUGACACUGCUUCAGGGAUCCUGUGGUAUGGCCUUCGGACUGAUGAUAUCUGCCAUCUGUGAAGAAGAAAACUCGGCCACAAUGUUGGCUUUGGGCAGCUUUUAUCCAAAUCUUCUACUUAGUGGAACCGUUUGGCCGACACAAGCGAUGCCAGAGUUUAUCCGCUAUUUUAGUUAUUUAUUACCGCAAACCAUACCAAUCGAGGCCAUGAGAUAUAUACUAUCGCGCGGUUGGGAUCCAUCCUAUAAGAUCGUGGCACUAGGUUUCGGUGUGACCAUCAUUUGGAUCACUUUCUUUUUGACAAUGGCUGUCAUUAUUUUUAAAUAUAAAAAAUAGUUUUAAAUCAUAAAUCAUUAUUAAU
Messenger RNA from Oppia nitens, 2929 nucleotides. Its product is annotated as ABC transporter G family member 20-like. NCBI's taxonomy places the organism in Eukaryota, Metazoa, Arthropoda, Arachnida, Sarcoptiformes, Oppiidae. Gene Ontology annotation, molecular function: ATP hydrolysis activity; ABC-type transporter activity; ATP binding. The coding region runs from base 433 to 2904 and encodes 823 amino acids. The transcript has 10 exons. Gene Ontology annotation, cellular component: ATP-binding cassette (ABC) transporter complex; membrane. Gene Ontology annotation, biological process: transmembrane transport. The record is from RefSeq and is a predicted model, not a curated record.